Molecule: messenger RNA, 180 nt
Organism: Pyrenophora tritici-repentis Pt-1C-BFP
Lineage: Eukaryota; Fungi; Ascomycota; Dothideomycetes; Pleosporales; Pleosporaceae
Source: RefSeq, a predicted model, not a curated record
AUGCAGUGCCCACUCCGCGUCGCACACCCUACCAGGCACUGGCCCACUACAAGGCCCAUUGUGGCUCAACCGCCGUUUUUGUCUCUCCUCGCCGUCCUGGCAGUGGAGAACGGUGCUGGCACUCCACGACAGCAAGCCACAGAUCGCGAGAGAGCAGGAGCCAAGAUUGGCGCCCUCUAA